AACGACAACGACAACGACAACGACAACGACCACAACCAACUUGGAUGACUUCUGCGAACAGUACAGUGGUGAAAAGCAUGCGUGUGCUGCACAGACAUCAUGUGCUCUCGUUGAGCAAUGCCGCCCCACUACUGCGCGCUGCCAGCACAGCAACAUGACAGCAUGCGAGGCUGAAGACGGCUGCCAGUGGGACGCUGCAGGCUGCUUCCUCGCUCAGCAUCCGUGUUUCCAAUAUCAGGACAAGCGCAGGUGCAAUGGCCGUGACGAAUGCCAAUGGCAGGAGAUGUGCCUCCGUUCGGUUAUUGAGCACGAGUUUGACGAUUACGGCAGCACGUAUUGCGAGCGCAUGGUGUGCCGAGACGCGCUGAGCAAGUGCACUGGAGGCUGCAGAGCAACAUACGAAUGCGCACUUCGCCCAUCCCAGCAAGGCGAGUGCACAGACCCAGACGUCUGCUUGAACGAGUGCAUGGACCAGGUGUCGCGAACUGCAGAGGAGCAUGCUGCAUUCAUGGAGGUGGCAAAGUGCGAGAAGCGCUGCUACUUUGCACCUGUCUGCGCCGUGAGCAACGAGGAAAUGUGCCAGGCCAAUCAUCUUUGCAGCAGGAACCAAUACUGUGCACCAAAGGACGACACGCUUUGCUGGGCAGAAACGAAGCUCGCAUGCUUAUCUGAUCGCCGCUGCAGCUGGGAUGAAGACAACUACUGGUGCUACCUCCAACGUCAUGAAUGCUUGAGCUACCAGGAUGCGACGUUGUGCCGGGCUUCGUCAUCGUCCUGUGAGUGGCGCAAGGAGUGCGAGUACGACGAGCCUGUGCCGCCCGAGGACCCCACCAAAGUGUGCAUGGAGGAGAGGUGCGCAUCUGUCAUCAAGCCGUGCACCGAGCGUGCAGACUGCCGCGCGGCGUGGGAGUUUAUUGGUGCGCGCUACGAGAACGGCACGUGUGAUGCCGCGUGCUUCAACGACGCGUACGCGGACCUGAGUGUGGGCGCUGCCCGGCUGCUGGAUCGCGCAGUGUCGUGCACCAAGACGUGUCUUGGGGAGGUGGAGUGCCGAACGACGUAUCCGACAAAGGACGAGUGCAGUACAAGCUCGGAGUGCGAGUGGGAGCAGCGGUGCGCUGCGCCCGAGGAGCGAUGCAGCGGCUUCUUGUCCCAGUCGGCGUGUGUGCAGUAUGGAUCUUCGUUCUGCUACUGGGACAGCAGCGUGGAGAAGUGCAACGUGAACCGACGCAGCAACCCCUGCACGCGUUACACCUCUUCAGACUCGUGCACCUUCAACGGAUGCCAGUGGCAGGAGCAGUGCACAUCUGCGCCCAGCACGGCAACUUGUGACGCAGAUGCCCUUGACUGCCUCUACAAUGCCCACGUUGACACGACGUGCGACAGCACAUGCUAUGCAAGCUGUUCAUCUUACGUGGCCGGAUACACAUUCGCUAGCCUCCUGUUCAAGGCUUCGAGCUGCCUGCUUGACUGCCACGAGGAGUGCUCACCGGCGGAGCAGCCGUUCAUCUUUGAGAAGCAGCAGUGCGUGGAGAGCACGGACACGGUGACGGUGAAUGUGGGCAGCCAGUGGAAGGCAACCGACCGCGUGCUGCGCGCGUACUGCCAUUUCUAUGACACAGACGGCGUGUGUGGACCCAGCGGAUGCAUGACGCUUGGAUGGGUGGCGCCUUCCAGCCGUGACGGCUUUGUGAGCGUGACGUGCGAGCUGCCUGACGUGUGGGACAUUCUUGCCGAUGGCGCCGAGGUCAAGCUGCGUGUAACACUGUACCCGUCCAUCGCCCAGAACCUCGUCUCCCCGUUCUGCUCAACGUACAACUACGCGCUGCUGACCAAACGCGACACGUGCACGCAGCCUGGCAGCCCUUGCUCGCAGCAAACGGUGCCUCGCAUCUUUGACGUGUCGCCUGAGUGUGGCAUUGGCGAUUCGAGCACGGUGAACGUGUCUGUGUCGAUUGACCCGACAUACGGGGAGGACGCGCGGGCAACGUGCGCCUUCUGGAUUCGCAAUGCCGAUGGUCGCCUGUCGUGCACGUGGCACGGGUGCUAUGCAGCGGCAACAGUCGACGCCGCAGGCGACACGAUCAUGUGCACGCUGCCGCCAAGCGUGCCCGAGGACGUGUCCAUCUUCGUGACGGUGCAGGUGUGGCACAAGGACAACGCAGACAAGCAGCGCAACCAGUGCUUCUCGCACGAGGGCCAGUCGUCGUACCUGUGGAGCGACUACGACUAUGGCAAGUUCACGGCCAAGUGCCCUGUUCCGCAGUGCACAGACGAGUACGUGCCGCGCGUGUACGGCAUUGAUCCCGAGUGCGACCUGGCACAGGACGCCACCACCAUCGACGUCUCUGUUGCCAUUGACCCGACAUACGGCGAUGACGCGCGGGCAACGUGCGCCUUCUGGCUGCCUGAUGCUACUGGACGCCUGUCGUGCACGUGGCAUGGGUGCUACGCAGCGGCCAGCGUCAACGCGGCCGGCACGGUGAUCACAUGCACGCUGCCAGAUGGCCUGCCACCGAACGAGGAGGUGCACGUGACGGUGCAGGUGUGGCACAAGGACAACACUGCCAACAAGCAGCGCAACGAGUGCUUCUCGCACGAGGGCCAGUCGUCGUACUCGUGGGGCGGCUUUGACUUUGGCGUGUUCUCGGUCAACUGCCCUGGUCCAGAGUGCACGGAUGCGUAUGUGCCGCGCGUGUACGGCAUUGAGCCUGCGUGCGGGCUGGAGGAAGGCGCGCAGACGGUGAACGUGUCUGUUGCAAUCGACCCGACAUACGGCGCAGAUGCACGGGCAACGUGUGCGUUCUGA
Molecule: messenger RNA, 2809 nt
Organism: Salpingoeca rosetta
Lineage: Eukaryota; Choanoflagellata; Craspedida; Salpingoecidae
Exons: 4
Coding region: 155-2809 (884 amino acids)
Source: RefSeq, a predicted model, not a curated record